This is a messenger RNA of Gigantopelta aegis, 3244 nucleotides long. RefSeq names its product serine/threonine-protein kinase pim-3-like. Gene Ontology annotation, molecular function: ATP binding; protein serine/threonine kinase activity. The record is from RefSeq and is a predicted model, not a curated record. Gene Ontology annotation, biological process: protein autophosphorylation. The transcript has 8 exons. NCBI's taxonomy places the organism in Eukaryota, Metazoa, Mollusca, Gastropoda, Neomphalida, Peltospiridae. Gene Ontology annotation, cellular component: cytoplasm. Bases 494 to 1507 code for a protein of 337 amino acids.
UAUAGCAGUUUAGUAAUAGAAAUAUCAUAGACGAGUUUAUUAUUGUUGUGGAAAUAUGCAGUGACGUCAUUCAUAUAUUGACGUCAUUCAAAUUCAAAAAAUGUUAUGCGAGUUAUAGGAUGCAACAUUUUAGAUUACAUUUACCCCAUGAAACAAAUUAACAGUUCUAUAUUGAACAGUGUUUGUUUUUUUUAGUUUGAAAAUUGUUUAUUUUUGAAAAACGCAAAGAAAACGUUAAGAUAAAUUUAAAACACAAAAGAAGAAAAAUAUGCUGUGCGUUAGAUAAAACAUACCGCAAAUAAAGCUGAAGUAUUUUAUAUUUGGUGUGUAUGGAGAUACAACGACGUCGUCACAUUGUCCUGUGGUCGACCGUAGAGGCUUAGUAUGACGUAGUUUGGCUGCCAUGAUCCUAGACUGGUUCCGUUGAUAUUAAAACAACCAAGAGUAACGCAUAAUCUCGAGGAUUCACAUUGGGCACGAGAACCAGGCUACUAUGAUCAUGGGAUCUAGAAUUUCAGUAUGUAGAAGUAAACGUAAAACUGCAUGUGUUAUAGAAAAGUAUGAAGUUGUUCCAGAAGUAGAAAACCAGUACUUGGCGCAAGAGGAAGUACGGAGAAGAUCCCUGGAUUCAGAGGGUGAUGCGAGAAGUUUGACAAGACUUUACGACAUCGGUGAAAACUUGAGUAGAAUUGGACAAAACAAAGUCUACUCUGGAGUCAGAAUAAGUGACGGCGCCCCGAUUGCAGUUAAAAAGUUGUUGAAAAAGAAAGUUGUAGCAUGGGGUGAGUUGACUGGGAAACCCGUACCUUUGGAAAUUUGUCUGCUGGACAAACUUAAACAUAUAACGGGAGUUAUUAAAAUGUUGGAUUAUUUUGAAGAUUACGACUGCUUCAACGUGGUAAUGGAACGGCCCGACCCUGUGGCCGAUUUGGACUGUGUCAUUAAUCAACGCGGCCUGAUGGACGAACCGACGGCGAGGAGAUUGUUUCGACAGAUUGUGAAUGUUGUUAUAAAUAUUAUGACGGCUGGUGUUGUGCACAGAUGCAUUAUUGCAAAAAAUAUUCUUGUUGACCAAGCAGGAUUUAUCAGACUUAUAAACUUCGGGUAUGGCGCUUUUCUAAAGAAUAAUGUCUUCGAUACCCUCCCUGGCGACGCACUGUACCAUCCGCCCGAAUGGAUCCAGCACAAGAAGUACCACCCCCGCUCGACAACGGUGUGGACCCUGGGUAUCAUCCUGUACUUCAUGAUGCACGCCACGAUGCCCUUUCGGACAAGCGACAGUAUUCUGAACGAUAAACCCUGGUUGCUAAGCAACUUAUCUCCAGAACUAAAAAUCCUAAUAAACAGAUGCUUGUCGAAGGGUACUUUGGAACGGAUCAAAUUAGAACAAAUACCCAGAAACUAUUGGAUGAAUAUUGGCUAUGACAGCAGCUGCAGAGAUGAAAUAUCCAGGCACUGUUCGAGGGUAUCAUUCAAUGAGUACGUGGACGUGGAAGACAUGGGGUAGAGAAGUCCGCCCAAGGACCCGGGUGGUAGGGCGCUGACUUUCCACAAACUGAAUUGCACACAGACAUAAUGGACAGAAUACUAGUGUUCAAACCCAAACUACCGAGACAUUUGGCAGCUAUAGGAAAUGAGGGAGCGGGGUGGCCAUGUUUGUAGGUUUCCUCUACACUAAAGCCAUGUUAAAAUGCUGUGAUAUUAGCAGUGUAUUAAGGCAAUACAACUAAUUAUUAUUAUAAAAAGAAAGAAGUACAUUAAAAGGGACUGACCUGAGUUUCCUGUCACUGUGACAUGUUACCGACUAACAGAUUCUUAUUAAUGACUAAACUUACAUAUUGAAGAUGUUUUAUUCUUUAGAAUAUCACUGUCUGUACAAGCAAGGUGUUUGGUGUCGUCGCUGUGACAUGUUAACGACUAACAGAUUCUUAUUAAUGACUAAACUUACAUAUUGAAGAUGUUUUAUUCUUUAGAAUAUCACUGUCUGUACAAGCAAGGUGUUUGGUGUCGUCCUACUUUUCGUGGCCAUCUUGGAUUUGAGGUCAACUUCAAGGUGACCCACAAGCAGGUUUUAAAAGGCAUAGUUCACGAUGACGAACCAUUGAGGAAACAUUGACAGGAAAAAGUGUCAUUUUUCCUUCGUCUGUAAUGUUUGUAGUAGCACAAACUAGAUUUUACCUUAAAAUCAGUUUGUACGUACAGAACAAAUAUAAUUAGGGGUGGGGGUGUGAACAAUAUCUGCUGCAGACAUUGGCACACGACUGCAAACACAUUACAUAUGCAGACAUUGGUAUUCUAAGCAAGAAAAUAAAUUUAAUAACAUUCAGCGAUGUCAGUUACAGUGACAUGAAAUGAUGUCAAUUUCAUAAACGGCGACUGUUGCAAGCUUGUAGCUGAAACAGCGACUCGUGACGUCAGAAAUGCGCCAUAACAGGUUCCAUGGUAUUGUUAUAACCCAGGCUAUGGAAAUACUUCAUGUACAAUGUAUCUAACCGUUUAAUGUAGACCAUAUGGGUAAUAAAAACAACUACCAGUAUAUACGAAGUACAUUAAUCUUCUUAUUUGGCAUUUAAAAUAAAACAAUUUUACACCAGCAUGGCUGGUGGGUUUUAAAAUACUGCACUCAUCGACUUAGUCGUGGAUGUUUUGUCUAACUGUGAUGUGUUUUAAAUAUAUUAACUCAGUACUCUCAAUAAUGAUAUACAAUCAUGUUAAUUUUACACUUUUUAAGUAAUAUUAUUUAAAAACCAACCUCUCAUCUGAUCUUGUUUUGUUGUUUCUAUUGUAUUAUAUUAUUGUUAUUAUUUAACAUGCACGCCUGUAUGCGAGUGUGCAUGUACGGGUACGCAUAUUUGUGUGCACGUGUGCCUUUGACUGUGUACACUGUGUGUAUGCGUGUGUUUAUAAAGGGUACAUGUGAUCAUGCACGUGUGUUCACAAAAGGUAAAUACGUGCUUGUUCACACGAAUGCAUAUUUGCAUGGAUUAUACUAUGUACAGGUGCGUGUGCAGGAAACUGUGUUGCGGGGAGGGGGUGAGCGACGUUUUUAGAGGGAAUCGGGUCAUGCUAAAAAAAGAGGAAAUUUUUUCUUGGAGCUGAAGAGGGAUGGGGUCGUUAAACACAAAUUCCCUCUGCACACGCACCUGAUGUCUGUCUGUAUACAUAAGUUAUAAUGUGAAUACACAAAUUAAUGUUAGCGUUGCUGACAUUGCACGUAUACUUUUUAAUAAAAUGGUACACUGUU